Cryptococcus deneoformans JEC21 is the source of this 974-nucleotide messenger RNA. RefSeq lists its product as hypothetical. The coding region runs from base 368 to 745 and encodes 125 amino acids. NCBI's taxonomy places the organism in Eukaryota, Fungi, Basidiomycota, Tremellomycetes, Tremellales, Cryptococcaceae. The record is from RefSeq and is a predicted model, not a curated record. The transcript has 4 exons.
UCAUCACAUCACGCACGCAGUCUCAACAUGAGACAAUCUCGAUGUCCGAUAGUUGGCGUGGUGGGAAGGGUAUGCUUGUUACCGGCAUCUUGUGGUUACAACCAAGAAACCGACGAGCUCGGAGCUGUUGAGCCAGUAUGGCGUCUGACCGAAUUCACCGGUAAGGCUUCAAAAGAGGUAUAAAAACCAUCCUCAAAAUCAGUUUGCUCGUCCCAACUUCUCUAUAUUCUACUCUUGUGAUUUAUUAGCUGAACGCCACCGAUUCUCAUAUAAUACUCCAUUCUUACCACACAACGACGAAACAAACGUCUAUCCAGUCUAUCCGCCUUCCUUCGCUUCCUUUACACCCUCCGACGUUACCCAUACCAUGAAUACCAUGAACCUCAGCCACAAAUCCUUUCGCUCCCUCUCCUCCUCCUCUGACAAUUCUGCCAUCUCCACCACCUCUACCAGCUCCCGUUCGUCAACUCAUUCGAGAGCUUGGGAAGACAUGAUCGAUAGAUUGGCUUCUCACAAGAUUAAUGCCAGAUUCGACCUCUGGUCUGGCGGGAACAUCCGUCUCAACGGUCUGGAUCUUACACUCACUACUCGUGAUGCAGAGGGACUUUUCAAGGCUAUGAAGACGGAUGAUCGAUUCCAGAUCAUUCACCACGUGUUCUUCGACGAAGAGAAGGAAGACUGGAAGGUCUCCUUUAUUCGCGCCCAACCUUCUCCUUGUUCAGCUUUUCCUUCUGACUCCGAGUAGCUUAUCCCUUCCCCAUUCUCUCCAUCCAACAUUCAGUGCCUCUCUCUUCUCAGGUUGAGCUAGGUCGAUUUGAGUCGAUAUCAAGCCAAGGUAGAUCGAAAUAUCGGUAAACUGUGAGAACGAGAUUGCGAGGUUGUUGUCUUACUAUUCUUUCUGAGUGUUUUUCACGAGAUCUUUCCGUUCGGGAUCACGAGAUUGUUAUGUUGGCUGUAUGUACGCUUGGAAUGCA